AUGUCCGAAUUCCGCCUCCGACGUCCUUGCGCAGAACAGGCAUGUGUAGGCGUCACCGCCUCGGCAUCCCUGGGCCCCGCCGUUGUCCAAGUGGCUUUCGACUGUAUCGCCCACCUGAAAGACAUAUCGGGCUCGUCAUCAAUAUUUGCGCUUCCAGCUACUGGCAUUACCAGAGAUGACACGGAUUGGAUCUCGAGAGCGAUGGGCAGUCCUCGUCCUCUGUACCUCCUUGCGCGUCACUCUUCGAAGAGGUUGAGAGAUUUGCCACCCCACACAACCGGAGGGGAUUGUCAAGCAUCUCUGAGCGGCAAGAUGCAACCAGCUCGGUGUUCCGCAUCCCUCACCGCUCUCCCGCCAGAGCUCCUCGCUUACAUUGCGUCCCAGCUGGACCAUCCCUCCGCCCUCAACCUGGCGUUGACAUCCCCCGUCCUGACAGGCUCAGCCGAGCACGGUCUUUGGCGCAGGCUGGAUCUCUCUCUCAAUCCGUACCUCCCCCGCGGCCCCUCUGACGCGUCCGAGGUGGCGAUGUACAUCCGUGCUGGCCUUUGGGACGAGCCGGAGGUGCGGGAGGUGCUCGAACGGCACCGAUACGGGAUCCGCAGAAGAUGGGAGCGGUUCGAAAGCAGUGCAGACGCCCAGCGGCUGAGUCACGUCCGGUCGCUCUCGCUCGUUCCUCAUCUGGGCCUUGUCCCGGAGAUGGCGAAACUGCUCGGCGAGGUCUCUCGGAACCUGCUGGAGCUGGAGAUACAGACCUCGGGGUAUCGCCGACAGCGAUGGAACGGGAACAUCAUACCGCACCGGUAUACCCUUGACUUCCUUCUCGUCCGUCAGGGGCUCUCCUUCCCAUCACUCACGCACCUAUCCCUUGGGAUCGCCUCGAUCCGCUUCACCGCCGUCGUCCCCUUAUUCGUCGACGCGGCGCCAAACCUCACCUCGCUCGAAAUCAGCAUCAUGGAUACUGUGGAUCUCCCGGUAGAUCUCGGUGUCACCACGCCAUCCAUCAGCCGGGACACCAAGCUACAGCGGGCGCUGGUACGGUACAGCGACGGGGGCGUUGGAUCGAGCGCCAGCUCCUUUCCGGUCCUCAAGGCGCUACUGGAGCACAGUCCAGAGCUACGCGAGCUGUACAUGGGAUAUGGCUGGCCCGUUAGUGCCGGAGCGGGACACCUUGUGUCAGUCAUCGGGCGGCUGGCGAAGCUGGAGAGUUUGUACUGGCGGGGACCAACGGAGAUCUUUACGAUGCUGCCAAGGCUGGAUACGCAGAUCUUCUCCAAGCUGAAGAGGCUGGUACUGGAGAACAGGGAUUGGAUUGAUCCCUUCUCCGUUGUUCCCACCCUGCCAAAUCUCGAGGUGGUCCACCUUGAUUGCUGGGCUCGACAAUCGACCAACUCGUCCCAGAUCUACAGCUUCCAUAACUCUUCUAGCGAUCUUUCGCAAACCCGGCCUCCCACCCCUUCCCCUGCUCAGGUCAUCCCUCCCGACCUUGUCGACCUGCUCCACGAUAAUCCCCGCCUCCACACGCUCAACCUCUUCCGGAUGGGAGGAUACGGUACCAGUCUGGAAGACAUCCCGGCCGUCAUCGCCACCGAGUCAGCCGGGCAUGUCACUUCGCGCGUCCGCUCGUACAAACACGGCAACUCGGAGCUGCUUCAGCUUCGCAUGCUUCUACAGGACGUCCGCGCCAAGGACUGGACGCCCCUUGCCGAUCCUGCUCAACAAGUCUGGCGUCGGAUACCAUAUACGCGAAGCGAGCAGGAGGCGCGGUCCCAGGCGGAGGAGGAUCAUGGCGGAUUUCUGGACACGAUAAGGGUGCCAAAGAGCCAGGACAUGACGGAGUAUGAGGGAAAGGAGGUACCGGUGGAAUUGUUGGAGCGGAUGAGAGUUGUUCAAGGCGCGAGUAAGGAAGAGUGGAUGAAGAGAGGGGUGGAGGUGGGAGAUGAGGCGUGGCGGAUUCUGGAGGACUAUUUGAAUGGGGGUCCUUGGAACCCCAACUUUGCCCCGCUCUACUUCUUGGAGAUAACCUUUCAGCCGCCGACGGCCAGGCGCACUAUGUCCCCGCCGAAGACCCGCGCGAGAGCAAAGAAUCUUGGAGAAGCCUCGAAGGCGAAUUCACAAUUGAUGCCACGUCCCACAACCCUUACCGACCUCCCGCAAGAAUUGCUCCAGGAGAUUGUCCUGCAUUUGGACAAGACAUCCGGUCUCGCCUUCGCCUUGGUCGCCCCGUCGCUUACCUCGGUCGCCGAUUACGCGAUCUGGCGGGACAUCGACGUAUCGCUCAGUCCGUACUAUGGGGUCCGACCCCAAAUCCCCAGAUACGCCCCAGACAAGCCGCAGGCGCAACCCGCGGCUGUCAAAGCGGCGGAUCGCGCCGAAAAAGCCCACCGGAAAGCUAUCAAAGCCAGGGCGACCAAGCUCAUCAAGGUGGUCGAAUCUCUCCCCAGCGGAGUCGUCAAGUCGGUGCGGCUCGUCCCUCGGCCGGGAACGGCGCCGAAGAUGGUCGAACUGCUGGAAGCGGUAUCGGAGCAUCUGGAGCACCUAGAGAUCCAGGCGCCGGCAUACCAUCCCCCGCAGAAUAUACGGCGGGCGGAAAUCCCGGACACUAUCGACUAUCACCUCAUUCACAGCGAUAUCUGGUUUCCGGCCCUGACGCACCUUCGGCUCGGACCCCACGCGACGCGGUUCUUCGACCUCGUUCCCUUCCUGCUCGUACGGGCUCCCUUCCUGGAGCACCUCGACGUCAGCAUCGACGUAGCGAGCUUUGCCAAAAGCAAAGACUUGGACAUCCCCGACUCUCCAGAUCUCAAGGAGUAUCACGAGGUGGAUGAUGACGAGGAGGACGAGGAGGAAUUCUGUUUCGUCGAGUGUCUUACUCUGACGGUGCCGACCGAAUCGCCCUACGACAUAUAUGGAAUGUACGAUUCAGUCCCGGUGCUCGUCGAGAUCAUUCAUCUCGUAUCCUCCAUACGGCGGCUCUCAAUGGCGUUUCCCAUGGCCAGCUACGCGGCCGUCGAGGGCGGGGAUCGGAAGUUCGAUCUGGACGACCAGCUGGAACCGCUUCGGAACGCCGUCGGGUAUUCGCCAGAGCUGGAGGAUCUCGAUUGGCGAGUCUCUCCACAUGACUUCUGUCAAUUCAUGUGUAUCAGGGGAUGGGAUGAUGAGGAUGAGGAUGAGAAUGGGGAUGAAGCGGAGGAGGGGUCUGCCAUGGGACCCCUUGGUCCGGGCUUCAAGUGGAUUCGUCGUUUGGUUCUGGGGCCUGCAGGUUGGAAUGACGUGAUCACCGAUAUCCCGGAGCUGCCCAGCCUCGAAUCGAUAUACCUACGCCCCCUCCCGGGAUCGGCCGUCACCGCCAUACCGUCAUUACCACACAAGCCUUCCGUCCAAGGCAUGAUACGCGAAUACGCCAAACAGCUUCGUGCCUCUCCCAAACUGCACACCAUCCACACCCUUCUUGACACGUUCGAUGAAGAUGCUCGCCCGACCUUCGACAAGCUGGACAAUAUCGAGCGCUCGAAUCGGCCCAACGGGCUGAUCUAUUCGUACACCCACAAAGGCGCUGACGUCCUUCACGCGCGCAUCCUGAUGUUUAUGGAGGAGGUGGAAGACAGCAAGUGGGAUUGGAUGGAUUAUUGGUCGGGCGAGGAGGAUUGCUGUACGGGUGCGGACGGCAAGGAACGAUUCCGAACGGUGUACACCACGAAACACGGAAACGACCGGGUCAAGUACUACCAGCAUCUCGAUCAGCCGGUCUGGGUGGACUACACAGACUAUAAGGGGAAGAUGGUUCCGAUGGAGAUUAUUGAGGAGAUGAGGGAAGCAGAGGGGCUUGGACAGGAGGAAUGGGAGAAGAGGGGAGUGGCAGUCGGCGAGAAGGGAUGGAAGAUUUUGAGGGAGUGGUACGAGGGCGCCUCAGGUCGAAGACAGGGCAGCAAAUGUGAGUGUACCCUCAUCUACCGGAUCAGCAAUGAUGGCUCGUCCCUCCCACUUCUGAGACUCGGCAGUCCCUUCUCAGCGGAAAUAGCUUCGUUCACCAUGUUUGCGGACCCCCCUACCCGUGAUACAGUCUCACCACCUUAUGAGUCUGACAGCUUCAAUCUUGCCGAUGAACUGCAAGCUGCAGGUCGACCGGCUGACUACUGUUUCACAGCCAAUCCACAUUGCGCUAAGCUCCUGUAG
Molecule: messenger RNA, 4173 nt
Organism: Dioszegia hungarica
Lineage: Eukaryota; Fungi; Basidiomycota; Tremellomycetes; Tremellales; Bulleribasidiaceae
Exons: 10
Coding region: 1-4173 (1390 amino acids)
Molecular function (GO): protein binding
Source: RefSeq, a predicted model, not a curated record